Molecule: messenger RNA, 1284 nt
Organism: Fusarium venenatum
Lineage: Eukaryota; Fungi; Ascomycota; Sordariomycetes; Hypocreales; Nectriaceae
Source: RefSeq, a predicted model, not a curated record
AUGGAUACCCCAUCGUUUACGCCACUUUACAUAUCGCACCAGGAAAGGGUGACCUUGGCCAAAACCUUGAUGUUUAUUGGAGACCUCUGUGUCGAGUCAUGUCUAUCCCUUGAUAGUCUCAAUGAUCUUCAGCUUGUUUUGCAAUAUGAGAACAUGAUCAUACAUACACAGGUCGAUGGAGAUCAGAGCUACCACUCGUGGAGAAGGAUGGGAGAUGUCAGCAGCAGUCUUUUUGCGCUCGGAUAUCAUCAAAUACCCGAUACCUCAACGGCUCCUCCAUUCAUUACACAGUUACGUCAGGCGGCCUUUGCACGAAUUUAUACCGCUGAUAAGAUGCUUGCAGUAUUUCUUGGUCGGCCACCCCGGAUAGCUCGUGAAUACUGCACCUCUGUGCUACCUUCGAAUGAUUCGAACUUAUGGCAGGACGACACGCCUACUACUAAUUUAAACGCCAAUUCGCAAAGUGUAUAUAAUGCCAGAGAGCCCUUUAACCAUAUGGCCGAUACCAGAUGCCGUGGGAGAUUUUCAUUUCUGAAGGAAGAUAUCCUAAUAUUCGCUCGGCGGAAACCUCCUUCAGACCUGGACAAUUCUAGUAGUGUUAGAGCAGCGCAAAUCUUUAAGAAGAUCGAAAAUGCUUGGGAUAUUCUACCUGAGCAUUUUAAGUUAACGCAGAGUCUUAAACUCAGUGACGCCGCCCCGUUCUCCAAUGACCUUCUUAUCGGAAUCCGUUUGGACUAUCUGCAUACUCUUUUCUUACUUCACCUUGCGUCCUCACGACAAUUAGAGUACCCAGGAAGAGACUUGUUAGCGAUAGCAGGGGAGAUGCUUUCUAGUGUCACUGAAGCAAUCAUGUUACGUGAUAGGCUUGUCAAUUCGGGUACAUCUCUGACAUGGAAGGUUGCUCAGUAUGGCUUACCCGCAGCCGGAAUUAUAUCUUUGUCUCUCCUGAACCUCCCAGCAUAUGACGACUGGGCUGGACAACGGACCAAGUGUAUUCAAGAUCUCAACAUCUUGGUUGCGAAACUCAAAGUUGGAGCUAUUGUCAGGGCAGGCGAGGCGAACUUUGCGCUCUUUAGUCGCGCAACAAGGACCAUGCAAAGCCUGCUCAACACUUUAGCCGAUGGUACUUCUUUCAGAACCCAGCAGACGCAAACUCAAGACUCCGAUAAUAGGAAUCUGGCUAGCGAUCUAAACUUAUUCGCUAAUCUUGAACCGUGGGAUUUCGAAGUUGACUUCUGGGCUAGUCUUGCGGACCACCCUGGAUUGAAUAUGCACAUAAACUAG